Fusarium coffeatum is the source of this 1734-nucleotide messenger RNA. RefSeq lists its product as uncharacterized. Bases 1 to 1734 code for a protein of 577 amino acids. The record is from RefSeq and is a predicted model, not a curated record. Gene Ontology annotation, biological process: phospholipid biosynthetic process; regulation of transcription by RNA polymerase II; endoplasmic reticulum unfolded protein response. Gene Ontology annotation, molecular function: transcription corepressor activity. NCBI's taxonomy places the organism in Eukaryota, Fungi, Ascomycota, Sordariomycetes, Hypocreales, Nectriaceae. Gene Ontology annotation, cellular component: nucleus; endoplasmic reticulum. The transcript has 2 exons.
AUGGAGCGCAAUCACAUGCUUGACCGUGAGACCGAGUCUCGCCAUCCCCUCGGACCACCACCUGCGAGACCUCCGCCUUCCCUAAUGGCAUUAUCCCCUCCAGCUUAUUCAAACGUCGCGCUACCGAAUUCGAGGGAAUUUCCAGAUGUUCCUACUUCCGACCCCUCGACUUACCUGCCUCCCCUGGCUCGCGUCGCCGACAACGAUAUUAAACUGCCGUCUAUAAGUUCUCUUCGAAGUGAAAUGGCCCUCGAACCACCGAGAGCAUGGGGACCUCUACCUCCUAUGCCUCCGAACCAUGCGCCGAUGCCCCUUGGACUUCAAUCUAUCGAUAGCCCCACCCGAAUGGACCUUGAUGCGAGCAGCAACAGUGUUGUCAGUGCUGCAUCUCCCGAUCGGCUCUUAGAUGCGAGAGCUGGGAGUGUCAGUCUUGAUGAUCCGGAUGUACGAUUGGCGGCCGAAGCACUUGGAGAUUUAAGAGCCGACUUUAUAUCAUCACCACCCCACACGAAUUCCUCGCUUCCAGUCAGCCCACCAACUUCAAACGGACUUCAAGGAUCGCAACCUCAACAACCAGAACCGCUUUUGUCCCUUCUCACGACAACCCACCCUCUUUUGGCGAGCACUAUUGAAGGUGCUACUUCGGCAUAUGGGGGCGCCAAGAACUUUUCACCACGCUUUCGAUCAGGUGCUGAAUAUGUUGAAGGAUAUUUGACACCAAUUGCGAAUACCGUUGGAUCUGUUGGUCGAGUGACCGGUGUUGAAGGGGGUGUCCGAUGGUUUUUGGGUGCUGGACGCCGACAAAACAGUUCAACCUCUGAUUUGGAAACCGGUAACAGUAAAAAGCGACGCAAGGUGGAUAGCGAGGAUGAAUCUGUCAGCAACAAGCGGUUUGAAAGUGAAGGCAUGCAGCAGAUGGCCGAUGAGCAGGUCGACUCUGAUGCCUUUUCACCUUCCUCCCGAACUCUUUCUCGUCGCAUGUCAACUACAAGUACAGUUGACACUCUUCCUGCAUAUGAUGAGAUGAGAUCACCUGCAUACACUGAGACGGAUGCUCAGAAUUCUCCUCGAACUUCACGACCCAAUAGUGCAUGGCAGUCACGUCUGAUCAUGUCAACCUCGGGUUUGAGUGUAGCCAUGAGCGAGGAAAGUCUCCGCAGCCUCAAAUACUGUCUGCAAUGGCUUCGAUGGGCCAAUGACCACAUUUCACGUGUCAUCACAGCACUGAAGACAACAUUGGAACAGUAUGAAAAGGUUCAGCCACAAGAUGGAUCACAGCAGCAACAAGGCGAAGGAUCUGAGGGCGCAGAGUCUCGAACUCUACUUGCAGCUCGUAUUUCGAGUCUUAAGAGCGACGUUCUCAGGACUCUUCGCGAAGCCAUCAAUACUGUUUCAAAAUAUGCAGGAGGUGCAUUGCCAGAAAACGCACGGAUUCUUGUGCGACGUCAUCUCACCAGUUUGCCCCAACGAUUCCGCAUUGCUACGAUGUCGGACAGGAACCCUAACAGUCAAGACAGUGAGUCUGCUCUGACUGAGGGUGCACAAAAGGUCUUGGUUUUAGCCAAGGAAGGUUUGGACAUGGUUGUUCAAGUCAGUGGUGUUGUCGACGGAACAAUCGUCAGCGCCGAACAAUGGCUCGACCGUAUGGGCAAGCGACGAGCUCAAGACGAAAAGCCUAUGCUGCCCCAGGCCGAGCCCCAGACUGAGCCUAACGGUGAUGUCAAGAUGGGUUGA